Molecule: messenger RNA, 7355 nt
Organism: Mustela lutreola (European mink)
Lineage: Eukaryota; Metazoa; Chordata; Mammalia; Carnivora; Mustelidae
Gene: IGSF9B
Product: immunoglobulin superfamily member 9B
Exons: 20
Coding region: 222-4541 (1439 amino acids)
Biological process (GO): cell-cell adhesion
Cellular component (GO): neuron projection
Molecular function (GO): protein binding
Source: RefSeq, a predicted model, not a curated record
UAGUAGUGCAGGUGCCGCUGCGCCGGGGGCCGGGGAGGCUGCGCGCCGAGCCGAGUGGAGCCGGGGAGGGAUGGAGAGCGGGCCGCCCGGGCUGCAGGAGCACCGGCUCGGGGCGUAGGCGGGCGCGAGCGGGCGUGAGCAGGCGCUCGGGCGCGAGAAGUGUGCGGGCGCAGGAGCACUUUGCGAUAGGAUGAGGCUCUUGGCUGGCGCGCGGUAGUACUAUGAUUUGGUAUGUGGCCACUUUGAUAGCAAGUGUGAUCAGCACCCGAGGUCUUGCGGCUCAAGCUGCCCACGGCCUACGAGAGGAGCCCGAGUUUGUGACCGCAAGAGCCGGUGAGAGUGUGGUCCUGCGAUGCGACGUGAUUCAUCCGGUGACGGGACAGCCCCCGCCCUAUGUCGUGGAGUGGUUCAAGUUUGGGGUGCCCAUCCCUAUCUUCAUCAAGUUUGGCUACUAUCCACCUCAUGUGGACCCUGAGUAUGCAGGUCGGGCAAGCCUUCAUGAUAAAGCAUCCUUACGGCUGGAACAGGUCCGCUCUGAGGACCAGGGCUGGUACGAGUGCAAAGUGCUCAUGCUGGACCAGCAGUAUGACACCUUUCACAACGGCAGCUGGGUCCAUCUCACCAUCAACGCUCCUCCCACCUUUACAGAAACACCCCCCCAAUACAUUGAGGCCAAGGAAGGUGGCAGUGUUACCAUGACCUGCACAGCUUUUGGAAACCCCAAGCCCAUUGUCACCUGGCUUAAGGAGGGGACACUCCUAGGUGCUAGUGGGAAAUACCAGGUGAGUGAUGGCAGCCUGACAGUGACAUCGGUCAGUAGGGAGGACAGAGGUGCCUACACCUGUCGUGCAUACAGCAUCCAGGGAGAGGCUGUCCAUACCACUCAUCUGCUUGUCCAAGGGCCUCCCUUCAUAGUUUCCCCUCCUGAGAACAUCACUGUCAACAUAUCCCAGGAUGCUCUGCUCACCUGCCGGGCAGAGGCAUAUCCCGGCAACCUCACCUACACCUGGUAUUGGCAGGAUGAAAACGUCUACUUCCAGAACGACCUGAAGUUGAGAGUGCGGAUCUUGAUUGAUGGGACCCUGAUCAUCUUCCGAGUGAAGCCUGAGGAUGCGGGGAAGUACACCUGCGUCCCUAGCAACAGCCUGGGGCGCUCCCCCUCUGCCUCAGCAUACUUAACUGUGCAGUACCCAGCCCGUGUCCUCAACAUGCCCCCUGUCAUCUACGUGCCCGUGGGAAUUCACGGCUAUAUCCGAUGCCCUGUGGAUGCAGAGCCGCCGGCCACCGUGGUCAAGUGGAACAAGGACGGCCGCCCCCUGCAGGUUGAGCAGAACCUGGGUUGGACCUUGAUGGAGGAUGGCUCCAUUCGGAUUGAGGAGGCCACAGAGGAGGCUCUUGGCACUUACACCUGUGUGCCUUACAACACCUUGGGGACCAUGGGCCAGUCUGCUCCCGCACGGCUUGUCCUGAAGGAUCCCCCGUAUUUUACGGUGCUACCAGGCUGGGAAUAUAGGCAGGAGGCUGGCCGGGAGCUGCUCAUUCCCUGCGCUGCUGCAGGGGACCCUUUCCCUGUCAUCACGUGGAGAAAGGUAGGGAAGCCCAGCAGAAGCAAGCACAAUGCCCUGCCCAGCGGGAGUCUCCAGUUCCGAGCCCUGAGUAAGGAGGACCACGGGGAGUGGGAGUGCAUCGCCACCAACGUGGUCACCAGCAUCACUGCCAGUACCCACCUGACCGUCAUUGGCACCAGCCCCCAUGCCCCGGGCAGUGUCCGGGUCCAGGUCUCCAUGACAACUGCCAACGUGUCCUGGGAGCCAGGCUAUGAUGGAGGAUUCGAGCAGACAUUCUCAGUUUGGUACGGACCUCUGAUGAAGCGGGCACAGUUUGGGCCCCAUGACUGGCUGUCUUUGCCAGUGCCGCCGGGACCCAACUGGUUGCUAGUGGACACCCUGGAGCCUGAGACAGCAUACCAGUUCAGCGUCCUGGCCCAGAACAAGCUGGGAACGAGCGCCUUCAGUGAGGUGGUCACUGUGAACACUUUAGCAUUCCCUAUCACAACUCCAGAACCCCUGGUGCUGGUUACCCCACCAAGGUGCCUCACAGCCAAUCGGACCCAGCAGGGUGUGCUCCUGUCUUGGCUCCCCCCUGCCAAUCACAGCUUUCCCAUUGACCGCUACAUCAUGGAAUACCGUGUCGGGGAACACUGGGAGAUGUUAGAUGGUGCCAUCCCAGGCACUGAUGGAGAGUUCUUUGCCAAGGAUCUGUCACAGGACACCUGGUACGAAUUCCGGGUUCUGGCCGUCAUGCAGGAUCUGAUCAGCGAACCCAGCAACAUCGCCGGCAUCUCCAGCACAGACAUCUUCCCACAGCCGGACCUGACCGAUGACGGGCUAGCUCGGCCUGUGUUGGCUGGAAUCGUAGCUACCAUCUGCUUCUUGGCAGCUGCCAUCCUGUUCAGCACCCUGGCCGCCUGCUUUGUCAACAAGCAGCGCAAGCGUAAGCUCAAGCGCAAAAAAGAUCCUCCACUCUCCAUUACUCACUGCAGAAAGAGCCUGGAGUCUCCCUUGUCCUCUGGCAAGGUGAGCCCCGAGAGCAUCCGCACACUCCGGGCCCCGUCGGAGUCCUCCGAUGACCAAGGCCAGCCGGCAGCCAAGAGGAUGCUGAGUCCCACCCGGGAGAAGGAGCUGUCAUUGUACAAGAAGACCAAGAGGGCCAUCAGUAGCAAGAAGUACAGUGUGGCCAAGGCCGAGGCCGAGGCUGAGGCCACGACGCCCAUCGAGCUCAUCAGCAGAGGCCCCGAUGGCCGCUUCGUGAUGGAUCCGUCCGAGAUGGAGCCCUCGAUGAAGAGCAGGCGCAUUGAGGGCUUCCCCUUUGCCGAGGAGACGGACAUGUACCCCGAGUUCCGCCAGUCGGAUGAGGAGAACGAGGACCCGCUGGUGCCCACAUCUGUGGCUGCCCUGAAGUCCCAGCUGACUCCUCUGUCGUCCAGCCAGGAGUCCUACCUGCCACCACCAGCAUACAGCCCUCGGUUCCAGCCCCGUGGGUUGGAGGGCCCCGGCGGCCUGGAAGGUCGGCUCCAGGCCACAGGCCAGGCCAGACCCCCCGCCCCCCGGCCCUUCCACCAUGCCCAGUAUUAUGGGUACCUCAGCAGCAGCAGCCCUGGGGAGGUGGAGCCGCCGCCCUUCUACAUGCCAGAAGUGGGCAGCCCCUUGAGCUCGGUCAUGUCCUCCCCACCCCUGCACACUGAGGGGCCUUUCGGCCACCCCACCAUUCCUGAGGAAAACGGAGAGAAUGCUUCCAACAGCACGCUGCCCUUGACUCAGACACCCACAGGAGGGCGCUCCCCUGAGCCCUGGGGCCGACCAGAAUUCCCCUUUGGGGGCCUGGAAACCCCGGCCAUGAUGUUUCCCCACCAGCUGCACCCCUGUGAUGUAGCCGAGAGUCUGCAGCCCAAGGCCUGCCUCCCCCGAGGACUGCCCCCCACCUCCCUGCAGGUGCCCGCGGCCUACCCAGGCAUCCUGUCUCUGGAGGCGCCAAAGGGUUGGGCAGGCAAAUCGCCGGGCAGAGGCCCCGUCCCAGUGCCCACCUCCGCUAAGUGGCAGGACAGACCUAUGCAACCUCUGGUGAGCCAAGGGCAGCUAAGACAUACCAGCCAAGGUAUGGGCAUCCCCGUGUUGCCUUACCCCGAGCCGGCCGAGCCCGGGGGGCACAGCGGCCCCAGCACAUUUGGCCUGGAUACCCGGUGGUACGAGCCCCAGCCCCGGCCCCGGCCCAGCCCCCGGCAGGCCAGGCGCGCCGAGCCCAGUUUACAUCAAGUGGUGCUACAGCCCUCCCGGCUCUCGCCUCUGACCCAAAGCCCCCUCAGCUCCCGCACCGGCUCCCCUGAGCUUGCCGCCCGGGCCCGGCCUCGCCCGGGCCUCCUGCAGCAGGCAGAGAUGUCGGAGAUCACCCUGCAGCCGCCGGCCGCUGUCAGCUUCUCUCGCAAAUCCACGCCAUCCACGGGCUCCCCUUCCCAGAGCAGCCGCAGCGGGAGCCCCAGCUACCGGCCCACCAUGGGCUUCACCACGCUGGCCACAGGCUACCCUUCCCCUCCGCCAGGCCCUGCAGGGCCUGCGGACAACCUGGAUGUGUUUGGACAGACGCCUUCCCCUCGAAGGAUGGGGGAGGAACUGCUCAGACCAGAGCCCCCCCCACCGCCAUUACCUACUUCAGGAACACAUCCACCUGCACCCGGGAAUGCUGCUGCACCUGAGAGGCUGGAGGCUCUGAAAUACCAACGGAUAAAGAAGCCCAAAAAGUCAUCCAAGGGCUCUUCGAAGUCAAAGAAACGAUCCGACGGUUCUGCCUCCCAGGCUCAGCAGCUUCCAGAUUCCCAGGUUCUGUGGCCCGAUGAAGCCGUUUGCCUCCGAAAGAAGAAGAGACAUUCCCGGCCUGACCCCUUCGCCCGCCUCUCAGACCUGUGCCACCGCCAGCUUCCGGAAGACCAGACAGCGAUUCUUAACAGCGUGGAUCAUGAUGACCCUGGCCACGCCACCUUGCUGUGACGCGACACAACUCUAAGUUGUCCUAGGGUGGUCACGCUGGGCUGAGGGGCGGGGGAGGGAGGAUGACGGUGUGCCAGCUGAGGGGUAGUCUGGGGGGCUGCUCCGACCUUUGUUCUGCUCAUCCUCUCUCCAGCAGGAGUGCAGCCUCCUCCAAAUCCUGGCCAGCUGGUCUCACUUUGGGGACAGCGGGCCAGGGGCAGACCUGUAGGUAGAGAUCAGGAAGUGAACUGGGGACAGGGAGAGAUCAGCCUCCUUCCCGCCUCUCCCCUCUUCACUGGCUUGAUUUUUCUCACCUCUUCAAAUACCUUUGGAAGUGAAGAAGGGGAAAGCAAUGGCUUUUACUGCUCUCUGCUUCUGUUUCAGUUUUUUCAAGUCCUGGAAGAGGGCUGGACGGCCCACCCCAUCUUCCAAUUCUACAUAUAUAUAGAUAUAGAUACAAAUGCAUCUGUAUGUAGUUUGUGGGUUUCUCUAUGUAUAUAUAUGUACAUUGAAGCAAAGUGCUGUUUAUUUCUGUGGUCAGUGAAGGAAGGAAGAGGAGGGCAGCAGACUUGUGCGGUUUGUAAGGAGGAUCGGCAGAGAGCCGGCUGGGCGUCCUGAUGUCUGUCCAGGGUGUCAUUCCUUCUGAAACAGGAUUCAUGCCUUCUCCGCUGAACUCACCGUUCAUCUCUCUACCUUCUCCCUUCCAGAGCAGGAAUGGGGCUUCCCAUGAUGGCCAGCUGCCUGCUCUGGGGGGGAGGUAAUAAGUUACCACAGAACUAAAUGCAAGCCCUUACUUCUUGGUUCCUAGGUGAAGAGAGGGUGGCCAGCAAAGGGCAGACUGGUGUCUUUCUUUCUUCCACGGGUUGGCUCCUGCUACAGAAGUAGAAGCUGCUUAGCAGGAGGGCCAAGAGGCAGGUCCUGCACAAACGCACGCUCAUCUGUCAGGCCCUCUUGGUCCAGCUGGGGCUGGGGGCCCUGUGGCCCAAGGGCCGGCUCCUGUUCUGGAGCCAUCUGUGUGGAGCGCCAGGCUGCCGCGGCUCUAUUUAUAUCCUGCCUCUGGCUCGGCACCCUCUGGAGUGCUGUUCCAAAGGCGCUGAUUGGAUUCCUCCUUUCUUUUUGUGGGAGCUAAUUCCCCAGAUUGAUUAAUUGCCACUUGUGGGGAGCCCGCCUGCGGCUCCUUUCCAUCUCUGCACGUGCCGCCUGCAGACUCUUCCUUGCCCUGGGCCUUCCUCCAACCCGUGGACCCAAGCUCCAACAGGAUGGGAUCGGAUGAAGCAAGGGUGCCUCAGGCUUCUGGGUUCUGGAGGUCCCCUGGCACCCCUCAUUCCCUCGAGGUUUAUUUACAUGGAGCUGGCUGAGGCGGAGGGUGAAGGUGGAAGGGGCGGUAGGUAGGGGCCUGGGCUCUGAUCCUUCUUUCUGCCAAAAUCUUGUCCUAGUUCAAGCUCUUAGCACCCAGAAGCUUCUGUGAGGCUGUCCUACAGUGACUAAAGAUGGAUCUCUCUCUCCCAAUGAGAUAAUGGUGCUGCUCAAGAGCAGGGCAGAAGGUCCUGAAGAUAUAUGGGGGUGUGUCUGCUCUUUCCCCUCUUCUUCUGUUGGAGCCUGCCCCCUGGCUGCCUGGGAAUAAAGGUGGCUAUCAGGUUCCUUGAAGUAUUUCCUUCUUGGUGCUGUUGUCUUGGUGGGUUUGGGGACAUCUGCCUCUCCCCUGUUGUCUGCUUGGAUGUUGGCCAGGUCAAAGCCCAGGAGGCUUCUGCUGGUCUCACUGCAGUUGCUAGUGGCUUAGCUCUGAUGACCUUGGCAGGGGGAGGCUCUGAGAGCUGGGGAGCUGCUCCUUACUGGGAGCUUCCAUCUUAGGGGAGUGGAUUCUUCUCUGCCACACCAGCCCUGGUGCUUCCUUUCUCUCGCCUAGCGAAGGGGGACCGUUCUGUCACAUGUCAUACAACCAGAGUUCAUUUCUGAGGGCGAUGAGUCAUUGUGAUGGAGGAGGGAGGGGGCAGUUUCUGGCCCUCAUCUUGCUGAUUGCUCUACUCUUCUGGGCUGGGCCUGCGCCCUUGGGGUGGAUCCUGGACCUUCUGGCUAACGCCAUUCUCUGGGCAUCUAAAACCCCUGACUUUACCACUGGGCAGCAGCUCCAGCGAAACGGGAAAGCAGAGGUUGGGCAACUCCGUCUGCUUUUCCAAGGAAGCACUACCUCUGCUACCGUGCCCGAUGGGUGACACGCUGAGUACCUCUCCUAGGGCGUGUGGGGAACGGACACGGGUCUCACACUGGCUCAGUCUGUAGCCUUUCUUGGUGUGUGGCUUGCUGACCAGGGUGGAUCCUGGCUGAAAUGUGAAUGUGGGGUGCCAGAGCUGUAGGACUUCAGGGUGAGUUGGGCCAAUCUUCUGAUCCCCAUGCACUAGGAGUUCCAGGUCCUGAGCUUAGCAAAGAAGAGGGGAAGAUGAGGUGGAUGGCUUUGCCUCUCUUGGAUAUCCUACAAGGCUGAGAGCCAGUCUUUGGGCUGAGGUGCCUCAGACUGUGGCUGUGCUUUCCCAGGGGGCCCACCAGCAAGCUAUCUCCAGGGCUAACAAAGGUGCUGACUCCUGUCUUCUCUUCUUCCUCUGGCAGUGCCCCUUACCUCAGCACAUCAGACCAAAUAGUGGGAGCUGGGUUUUUUGCUGGCCACCCAGUGGCAGUUGUGCUGGGGCAUCCCCAAUGCUAGGCAAAGGACACACAACAAACGUAUCUCUCAGUGGCCUCACACUCACUUCUCCUCCCAAGACGGCCUCCUUGUGACAGUGUCCUUGAAGGCUGGCAGCCUUCCUGCACCCCUGGGAGCUAUUUCAGUCCUUCCUUGAA